CUGAAUUUGGUAAGCAGAGCAGCUUUGCUGAUAAGACACACAUUCUUCUUCACUCAUUUGUUCUAAACUGUUUAUCUGCAGUUUACACCAAAUCCACUGUUCAUCGUGCGUCGUCUUAAGAUUACACUGAAGAUGAAGACGACUUCUCUACCUAUGACAUUCACCUUCCUUGAUCAAAACCUGAAGAUCAACUCCACUUUGGAGAUCAUGUCCAAUAAAAACGACUCAUAUCUCAGAGCAAUUCCAGUUGGACAUGUUGGUAUGUCUUGCUUCACUAUGAUAUUUGGCACCAUCUCCAACCUCACUGCUCUGGGGAUCCUGGCAAAGUCCCGAGUCAGAUUCCGCCGCCAAUCCAAAGCACCAUUUCUGUUUCUAACAGUGGCUUUGCUUUUGGCUGACCUGGGAGGUCAUGUGAUCCUGGGAGCCUUUGUAUUGUACCUGUACACAAUUGGCACUGAGCCCACCCCAAAUUUCUGUAAAAUCUUUGGGACAAGUAUGGUGUUUUUUGGCUUGUGCCCCUUGCUGUUGGGUUGCGCCAUGGCAGUAGAGCGCUAUAUAGCAAUCACCAAACCCUUUUUCCACAUGUCCAUGAUUACAGUAGCCCAUGUGAAGAUGGCUUUAUUAUUUUUGUCCUCGGUUGCGCUUGUGCUGGCAGUAUUACCGUUAUUUUCCGUGGGGACUUACACAACCCAAAUUCCAAAGACAUGGUGUUUUUUGAAUCUUCAGGGUGAAGGUUCUGCAGACAGAAUCUUAGCUCUGACUUUCUCUGGUCUGGGCCUCACUGCUCUCACUCUCUCUCUGUUCUGCAACAUCCUGAGUGGUUUGGCAUUGCUUCAUGCCAGAACGAAGUACAACGACAGUACUAAAAAUCCUACAACUCGCUGCGGCCGCCGUGCAUCAUCUGCAUCAUCUUCCUCCAUGAACUGUUCACUGGAUGUGGAAAUGAUGGCUCAACUUGCAGCCAUCACUGUGGUUUCCUGUGUCUGCUGGGGCCCCUUUCUUAUCCACAUUCCCAUGGUGCAGCUUCAUGGUGCUUCUGGAAAUUUGAAACCUGGGUUAAUUCUUCUUUUCUUACGCAUGGCCUCGUGGAAUCAGAUCUUGGAUCCUUGGGUUUACAUCCUUCUACGAAGAGCAGUGCUUUUAAGUGUCUGCUGUCGUGGCCAGACUCCAGCAUCCACAGUGUCAGAAUGCAGCUCCUACAGAGAUUAUCGCAGAAGAGACUCCAAUCUUCAAUAAUCUUUUGUUUUCUUUUUUUUUUUUUUUUUUUUGUAUUUUACUUUUUUGUUGUUGUUUGACCUUUUUAUAACCUGUGUACUGAAACUGUAAGAUGUAAAUGUUAUUUUCACUUUAAAUUGGAGAAAUACAACUGAGUCAUUUGAAUUUAAGCUUAAUUUCACAGAUUU
Cololabis saira (Pacific saury) is the source of this 1403-nucleotide messenger RNA. It is a transcript of the gene ptger1c, whose product is annotated as prostaglandin E receptor 1c (subtype EP1). The transcript has 3 exons. Lineage: Eukaryota; Metazoa; Chordata; Actinopteri; Beloniformes; Belonidae. Bases 133 to 1236 code for a protein of 367 amino acids. Gene Ontology annotation, biological process: adenylate cyclase-activating G protein-coupled receptor signaling pathway; inflammatory response; positive regulation of cytosolic calcium ion concentration. Gene Ontology annotation, cellular component: plasma membrane. The record is from RefSeq and is a predicted model, not a curated record. Gene Ontology annotation, molecular function: thromboxane receptor activity; prostaglandin E receptor activity.